Molecule: messenger RNA, 2130 nt
Organism: Blastomyces dermatitidis ER-3
Lineage: Eukaryota; Fungi; Ascomycota; Eurotiomycetes; Onygenales; Ajellomycetaceae
Product: HLH transcription factor
Exons: 3
Coding region: 1-2130 (709 amino acids)
Molecular function (GO): protein dimerization activity
Source: RefSeq, a predicted model, not a curated record
AUGGCAAUGGAUAGAGACACGUCGCUGCCCGCUUGGCCCCAAACCAUGCCUGAGGACCUUCUUGUUCCUGUAUCUGGAGAAGAGGAAUUUUCAAAGUAUCUGGAUUUCAACUUCAACUUCGCGGACUUGGACGAUGUCGUGAACCAGCAGCACAAUGCCAUUCACGCUUCGGCCCCGGAUAUUUCAACAUCAAUGCAGGACGUUCAACCCCCUGGAAUGGCCCAUCACCAGCAGAUGCAGAAUACUUCUGAAGCCCCGGACUAUCAACCUGAGCUUCACCAGUUGCACCACCAAAUGGGCAUUCAAGGCAGCAUAAAUACGACAGACGCGAACGCAGCACCACAAUUCUACGCCCAGAAACAGCAAGCUUUCCUCCCGCAACAGAGCUAUGGGCAGAGACCAUAUAUUCCGCCUACCCCCAACAGUGCCGAGAUGCAUGCCGGAAUUCCUCAUGGGCUUUCCAGGUUGGACACUGAUAGUCAUCGACACUACGAGUACUAUGCAAGACCCAAUGAUGACCAUAGCGCGUUUACCCCUUCGCUUUCCCCCGCGAUGACCCCUUUAGAACAGCAGUUCUGUAUGCCAGAAUAUACUGUUCCUGGUGAAUACUUUACUCCCCUCACGUCACCAGCUCUGGAAGCGCGAAAUGCGAACGGCAAUGGGUAUAUGUUCAAUGGCACCACAUCACAUACUCCAGAUAUGAGUUUUAUAUCUUCGCCGGUAGAAAUGAGCAAUCAACUUCCAAGCGCCUCUGCUCCAUCGUCUCCGGGGCUCGCACGCAAACAGCGACGAAAACUGUCCUUUUCGACUCGGGCCGGUCCACGACUAGUUCGUCAAUCUCCGUUAGUUCGUCCCCUUAGUCGUCGAAAACCUAGCUUAUCCGGCCCGUCGGAUGAUGCUACCUUUUUUGCGAACCAUGAUAAGAACUCAAGUCGACUAUCAGUAAACCAGGUCGAUGGGUAUCGCCAUCCAGGAAGCACGGAAAGCUCAGGACAAGAUUCUGUUUCCCCAGAACCCUUGUCAGAACCAUUGAUGCCUCCGCCUGCGCUCCCACGAUCCGCAAGGUCUCCGUGCAUUGGAACCCAAGAGUCAAGAUCUGAAGCAAUUGCCCGUGAAGCCGCAACGCCUGCUACUUUGAUGAAACUACAGCGACGAUCCCAGCCUACGCAAAGUUCAGAGCAUCAAUUCUCAAGAAGCGGAAACAUCGUUAUUAACGAAUAUCCUGACGAGGCGAUGGAAGAUAUAUCGUUGCCUGAAGCCGCUUCCUCAAAUUCUGAACUUGCUACCGCGUCAUCUGGAACAAUCGUGACGAACAGUGAAGCAACUCCAACGAUCGCGGCUGAACAGACGCCCAAGUUGAACCCAGCCAAAAAUGGGUCUUCAGAACGUCCAUCAAUCGCCUCUGUUACACCAAGCCCCCAAAUCGCUGCUACGGCAUCUCCAACUGGGCCGAUUGGCACCAAGCGGGCGGAUUCAAAACCGAAUAGCAGAGUGUCCAAGAAACGACAAAGCGUUAGCUCCUCGCAAGUUAGUCCGGCAUUGCGGCCGAAAAUUAGCCCUAGCAUUCAACCCCUAAUUCGCGGUGAUGGUAUCAACGCAGAAACGUCAGCUCUUUACCUCGCCUCGAAAUCCAAUUACCAACACAUCAUUGAGGGUACUCUUCUACCAGGCGUCUCGUAUCCAAAUGCGCUGGCGGAAAACCUAAGCUCCAAACGGACGAAUCACAAACUAGCCGAACAGGGUCGUCGAAAUCGCAUCAAUACCGCACUCAAGGAGAUCGAAGGCUUACUGCCACCGUCACUAAUACGAGAGCGUGAAAAAGUAGACAGAGCCGGCGGUGCCGGCGGUGAUGGUGGCAAUGGCGCAACGAACAGCAACACCACCAGCAAAUCAUCCUCUGAUAAGCCAAGUUCAACACAAACGAUCAGCAAGGCAAGCACUGUUGAGAUGGCAAUUGUCUACAUCAAAUCGUUACAACGGGAGCUCUCGGAGACCAAGGAGAAGCUGAAAGUUGCUGAAUCGAAGCUUGCUGAAAAUGCGGAUGGCGGUGGUAAAAGUCCGCAAGACACAGAAAAGAAAGACGAUAAAAGCAUAGCAGAAGGUGAUCCGAAAGCUGCUGCUGCCACUUGA